Molecule: messenger RNA, 714 nt
Organism: Meloidogyne enterolobii
Lineage: Eukaryota; Metazoa; Nematoda; Chromadorea; Rhabditida; Meloidogynidae
Source: the annotation of a GenBank genome assembly
CCAAAUUAUUUUAUAAUUAUGAUAAACAACAAUCAUGUAAUAACUCCGCCACGAUCACCAAAAUCUGGACGUAGGAAGCGAUAUCCAGCCGACAUUCCAGACAUUGACUUUGAUGAUGGAGUUGGCGAGCCUCCUUUUCAAUUUGACUCGAGCGAUUUAGGAUCGCCAAAAAAGGUUUGGUCAUUGUUGUGCGAGAAAGACGAAAAAUAUAAGCGUGACCCGCAUCUCUUUUUACGUCAACAAAGGAUUAAUCCUAAAAUGAGAGCAAUGCUUAUUGACUGGCUAAUGGAUGUCUGUGCAGACAAACAUUUGCAUCGAGAAACUUUCCACCUAUGUGUUGACUAUGUUGACCGUUAUUUGGGUUUAGGCAGCAAUUUUGACUUUAAUCAUCAAAUUUCUCCUGGGAAUCUUCAAUUAAUUGGAUCUACUGCUCUUGUCAUUGCUUCUAAAAUUGAGGAAAUUUAUCCUCCAAAAGUAGCCGAAAUUGCUGAUUUCACUGAUGGGUUAGUUUUGAGUUUUAAUUUAAUUCAAAGAUUUUUUUAUUUUUGUUGUUGCGAGGAUCAGGAUAUUCGUGAUCUUGAGGAAAUUAUGCUUCAACGAUUAGAGUGGAAUUGUUAUCCAAUUACUGCCGUUCAUUGGUUGGCACUUUACAUGCAAUUAAUGAAUACUUGUGAUGUGUUGCCGGCUCAGCAAGUUAUUGUUUCUGCUGGUUAG